Diachasmimorpha longicaudata is the source of this 2563-nucleotide messenger RNA. RefSeq names its product quinone oxidoreductase-like protein 2. The transcript has 8 exons. Gene Ontology annotation, cellular component: mitochondrion. Gene Ontology annotation, molecular function: oxidoreductase activity. Lineage: Eukaryota; Metazoa; Arthropoda; Insecta; Hymenoptera; Braconidae. The coding region runs from base 169 to 1422 and encodes 417 amino acids. The record is from RefSeq and is a predicted model, not a curated record.
ACAAGAACUUGUCGGCUCCUGUGGUGAACAGAGGUUGACUCUGUAUUUCAGUUUACUACAUUGUAAAAUAGUAAUAGAGAAUGUGAACUGCGGAGAAAAGGAAAGGAAAGGUUAAACUUAAUCUAUGCCCAGAUAUUCCAUCGCCUAAUAUCAUUAUUUCUACCAACAAUGUCAACAAAAAUAAUGACUGCAAUUGUAACAAACACUCGGCAUGUUUUGUUGAAAAACAAAAACAUAAUUCACAUGAGGAUGGCUAGGAUUAAUAGUAAAAGUGCAAUCAAUCAAAAAUCCACUGAUGAACCGGUGAAUAUUCAAGUGCCAAAACCUGAGCCGGGGAAAAUUCAAGCAGCCGUUUUGAAGGAAUUUUCAAAGCCCCUCGUUAUUGAAAACAUUGAACCUCCACAAAUUGAACAUAGAAAUAAUCAAGUUCUUAUAGAUGUACAUUAUUGUGCAUUAAAUGGGCCAGAUAUUUUGCAAAUGCGGAAUUCAUACACAUCUACGACAACAUUACCUAAAAUUUUAGGGUAUGAAGUAGCUGGAAAAAUAUUACAAGUCAGUGAUAAAGCAAAAGCAGAGGGCUGGAAAAUUGGAGAUUAUGUAGUCGCUCUGAAUAAGUUACAGUCUGGAGGCCUAGCUCAACAAUGUAUAGCGGAUGUUGCAGAUAUCUGGAGAGUACCGUCAUCGUCAAAACUUGUUGAUUCAGUUUGCCUCUUGGAGAAUUAUAUGACAGCAUUAAUGGGUUUUGAAAAAAAAGCAAAUUUGGAAGAAAAUGAAAUGGUAUUAGUUAAUGUAGGCCUUGGAGGAGUUGGACUGGCAGCUGUUGAUAUUGCAGCUAAUGUCUUUAGAGCUCAAGUAAUCGGUGUUAGCGCAACAGAGGAAAAGGCCACUCAUGUUAGAGAAAAAGGUGCCUUUGCUUCGUUAGCCUUUAAUGAUAAGAAAUUGGUUAAGAAAAUUAAAGAGUUUGCGGCUGAGAGAGGGAUUGAUGGUGUAUUUGACGGGACUGAGGGUGAAAAGUUUAAAGAAAUUUUGAAUUGUUUUACAAAAGUUUAUGGAGACAAUUUUUCAUCUACUAUAUUGCGUGAUGACAAUUUCUCAAUUUUGGUGGAGCAUUUAUCCAGAGAAGGACGUUUGAUAAUCGCUGGAUUUGUCCCGAAAGAGACGGAAAACAGUAAUGAAGUUAAGAAUUCAUUAAUUCCCAGUGGUGUAAACCUACGUGAAUUUAAAAUGGAAAAUUAUGAAUCAUACAGGGAAGCCGGCGAGGAUGUGUUGCAGUAUUAUGAGGAGGGCCUGAUAAAGCCAUCCUACUCUCUUAUCACCGGCUUGUACAAUGUUAAUGAGGCUGUUUCUUGCCUUUCUAAUAUGAAGUGCUUUGGAAAGGUUAUUAUUAAUCUGAAACAACCGAAUACAAUUAAUGAGAAAUAACGUCCAAUAAAAACCAUUAUUACUCAAUCAAAUUAAAGAAAUUAAUUCUCGGCACCAACUAUCGAUGGAAUGCUAAACAAAUGGAGAGAAAAAGAAAAUUGAUAAUUGGUUUCCGUUGAACAAUAAAGUUCUCGUUCUUUAUACCUAACUAGUGAUUAUCAGUAUUUCGAGAAUGAGACAGGGUGAAAGGAAUUCUACGGAUCUCGUACGCGUAAGCGUUGAAAACGUCAGCAACAUUGAAAUUACAGGAAAUUUUACGACAACCAUUAGCUUUUUAAUGAUAAAAAACCCUUCAACGCUCAUAACAAGUAAAGUACGGUCUGUCAUUUACAAACGUAUAUAAGUGAGUGCAGUGUCGCGAAGGCCAACCGGCCCACUUUUCCCGGGUGUUAGUUUACAGCUUCAAUUCCAGUACUCGUGAGAAAUUUCUUGAAUCCAUAUCGAGUUGAAUUUAUUGAACGAUGAUUUUUCAGUAAUUUGACAAGCUUCUUUAUUUAUUCAUUUGUUUAAUCAUAUUAUAAUAAAAAUUACAAGAGUGGAUUAUAAUUAAAUGCGAAUGAAAGGGACCGAGUGAUGAAGGCCAAGAAGAAAAGUUAUUAAAAUCAAAUAAAAAUGUAGUCGAGUAAAUUAUAUAUUAGUGUUGAAUAAUGGUGGUAGUGGUGGUGGUGGUGGUGGAGGUGGCGGCGGCGGCGGCUAUGCGAUACGAAUAAACGGCCACGUGAACUCACGAGAGGUGGACAGACAGUAGGGGAUAAGAAAUGCGUUCACGUAGUCUGCUAUCUCCUCAACGGCUUAGUCUACCACUUGGCUUCUCCGUGACGCGCGCCGGUUGAAUACUCAACAUGCAUCAUCUCAUUCAUAAAAGUGAUUAAACUACAGUGAUCAUGAAACACCAUUAAAUUCAAUGCAUAUAAAAAUUAUUUGUUACUUCAGUUUAAACGUGUGGCAAUGAUAAGGUGCUUUUUAAGGAAUGAAAUAACAUAUAAUUCUUCAUCCCCCAAUUGACGAACAAGAGAUAUUUAGUUGGAUAAAGUACACUUUGUAAUUGCAACCAAAAUCACUAGGAAGAAAUGAUUUUUACAAUGACAAUAAGCAUUAUUAAGCCGAUUUAUAAUCGAGUAAUGGAAUGAUAAUAGAUAAA